Molecule: messenger RNA, 1298 nt
Organism: Maylandia zebra (zebra mbuna)
Lineage: Eukaryota; Metazoa; Chordata; Actinopteri; Cichliformes; Cichlidae
Gene: prdx1
Product: peroxiredoxin 1
Biological process (GO): cellular response to stress; leukocyte activation; cell redox homeostasis
Cellular component (GO): cytosol
Molecular function (GO): thioredoxin peroxidase activity
Source: RefSeq, a predicted model, not a curated record
UGUGAGUCGUUUUAUAAAUUUCCCCCCCGAGCCCGAGUCUCUUACCUCCUGCACUCCGUGGGCCGUGACUGUGUGGUGUGAAGAAAAAAAGUGAGAUUCAAGAUGUCUGCAGGCAAUGCACAAAUUGGAAAGCCGGCCCCUGAUUUCACUGCCAAAGCGGUGAUGCCGGAUGGACAGUUCCACGAUCUGAAGCUGUCAGACUACAGAGGAAAGUACGUCGUGUUUUUCUUCUACCCGCUGGAUUUCACCUUUGUUUGUCCGACUGAGAUAAUCGCUUUCAGUGAUGCUGCCAAUGAAUUCAGGAAGAUUGGAUGUGAGGUCAUUGCCGCCUCAGUGGACUCACACUUCUCCCAUUUCGCUUGGGUCAACACACCGCGUAAGCAGGGUGGUCUGGGUGCCAUGAACAUCCCCCUGGUGUCUGACACACGGCGCACCAUCUCCAAAGAUUACGGGGUCCUGAAAGAGGAUGAGGGCAUCGCCUACAGGGGUCUAUUCAUCAUUGACGACAAGGGCACCCUGAGACAGAUCACCAUAAACGACCUCCCAGUUGGACGCUCUGUUGAGGAGACCUUGCGUUUGGUUCAAGCCUUUCAGUUCACAGAUAAGCACGGAGAAGUCUGCCCCGCCGGCUGGAAACCAGGAAAUGACACCAUCAAACCUGACGUCCAGAAGAGCAAAGAUUUCUUCUCCAAGCAGUAAUAAGCCCAUGGCCCGAGUCUGCUAUCUGCUGUAGGAGAUUUCAUUUUGUGAUUACAUUUCGAACAAUAUUUACUGAAGCCGUUGUGCCUGUGGACGAGUGAGCCAGCUGUUGUAGUUGAUGUGCUGUUUGUGUUUUGUUGUUUGUAGCGUGAACAGUGCACUUAGACCAAAGUAUGUAAUUGUGUUAAAACACUGCAAUUAUGUAUGCUGUAUGCUUCACGGUCUGACAGAACCAAAUGUGUGUUUGUUCUCUCAUGUCAUUCCCCAUUUUUGUUACAUACAAAGGACCAAACUGUCUGAAGCAUUUCACUGAAAUUAAGUAGAAAUUCACCUGCCUAUUAUGUAUUUAUGUAUCACGCUUACACGACUUUUUAUGGUAUUGUUAAGCACAUUAAGAAUAUUUUGGAAUGAUGUACAUUUACUCAGAUACGUUAUAAAUUACACAAUAGCACAAGAGAGUCUAUGAUUCCUUUAUAUUUAUUGCAUCUUUUUCCUCAGUCAACAGUUAUAACACACGGUUAAACAACAAAAACAGGCCAAUGCUGAAUUAUGUCCAUGUAUGAAGAUCUUUAAUAAAGCAAACAACAGUUUGCAUUUUU